Eucalyptus grandis is the source of this 4784-nucleotide messenger RNA. Its product is annotated as disease resistance protein RUN1-like. The transcript has 6 exons. The coding region runs from base 1108 to 3594 and encodes 828 amino acids. The record is from RefSeq and is a predicted model, not a curated record. Lineage: Eukaryota; Viridiplantae; Streptophyta; Magnoliopsida; Myrtales; Myrtaceae. Gene Ontology annotation, molecular function: ADP binding. Gene Ontology annotation, biological process: defense response.
GGAGAGAAGAAAGAGAGAGAGAGAGCGAGCGAGCGAGCGAGCGAAGUGGUCUCCGGCGUUUCUAAUCUUUGUCGCAGUUAUGGCUUAUGAAGUUGUGGCUGCUGGAAUGAAGAGAAAAAGAGAGGAAUCGUCUUCAACCACACGGUCGUCGUCUGUAGACAAUUAUCAAGUAUUCUUGAAUUUUAGAGGUACAGACACUCGCAAAGGAUUCGUGGGUCACCUAUAUGACAAACUGAAAAAUGCAGGGAUCGAGGUCUUUAAAGAUGAUGAAAAGCUCCGAGGUGGGGAAGAGAUCAGUCAGGCUCUAAAAAAUGCGAUUAAGCGGUCGAGGAUCUCGAUAGCCAUCUUCUCCAAUGAUUAUGCUUCUGCUAAAUAUUGCCUCAUGGAGCUGGAACAAAUGUGGGGGUGCAGACGAUCAGAUGAACAUACUCUUAUCCCUAUUUUCUAUGAUGUUAGUCCUGACACUGUGAAACACCAGACUGAAAAUUUCGAAACGUCCUUCGAGAAAUAUAAGGGCAAAGUCGACGCAAAGACCAUCCAAAAUUGGAGGGAUGUCCUUAAACAGGUCGGGAUUAGUCGGAUUUGUGCGAGCGGACAGCAAUGUGGGGUAAUUCUUUUGCUGCGGGUUUCUUCUUUCUUUUCUAGAAAAAUGAAAAAAAAAAAAUGUUUAGGACGAUGUCAAUAUGAAUCCGAACCUUUUUCUAAAAAAAGUCCUAUAUAAUCAUAUCUGUGAUGGUGCAUGCCAGAGAGAUCUUCAAGGGUAUUCCUAUGGAAUAAAUUGAUAAUUUUACAGGUUGAAGCUAUCGAGUAAUUGGUAAGGGCCAGUUGACAAUUAACUCGACUUAUGACGUAACUGCGAGUUAGACCAGCCAACCGGGUCCACCACGCUCUGUCCUUUCCCCCUUGGCUAGAUCUUUUGUUACGCAGAUAGCGUGAAAUCAAUAUCCAAACUGCUAUGUGCAUUAAAACUUGCUCCAUUUUAACUGAAGAUUCCCCCGGCCCCCCUCUUGCUUGCUUUAUAAUUUCAUCGGUUCACUCCCCACUUGAUUUUUGUCUGCUUUUUAAUAUAUUAGAUAAGUCUGUUGUCAUCCUUGUGCUUCAUCACUCAUGUUUUUUCGCAGGGAUGAGGCCACCGUCCUAAAAAAAGUGCUUAAACGCGUCAAGGAGGUGUUGGAUGAGGAUGACCAAUAUGUAACCGAGAAACUAGUUGGAAUCGGUCUUCGUGUUCAAGAGAUGAUGACAAAGCUUGGUGUUGUCUACAGCCAUGGAGAAGUGAAGACAUUAUGUGGAGAAGAUGUACGUGUUGUCGGAAUAUGCGGUAUACCAGGUGUAGGAAAGACUACACUUGCAAAGGUUGUCUUUAACAAGAUUCGCAAGUCGUUUAAUAGGCUUAGCUUCCUUGAAGAUAUAAAUUUGAAAGGAGUCAAGGUUUAUCCUGAUCUGUUGAUUGCUGAACUUCAAAAAGAAAAACAUGAUCCACGGAGGCCUUUUGGUAUAGGUAGUAAAAAAAUGAAAAGUGUCUUUACUAACACCAAGGUUCUCAUUGUGCUUGAUGAUGUGCAUAAGGAUGAACAAAUUGAAGCAUUAGCCAAGGACCUUUCUUGGUUGGGUCAAGGAAGUAGAAUCAUUGUGACCACAGAUAACAGAAAAGUUUUAAAUGUUUUCCACAAUGUGACAGUUGAAGAAUGCGAGGUUAAACCAAUGGGAAAUUACCAUGCUCAUCAACUCUUUUGGAAGCAUGUUUUACAAGGUAAUGCUUCCCCAGAUGUCCUCGAGUACGAUUCCUUGUCCAGAGACAUCGUCGAAGCUCUUGGAGGGCUUCCUAUGGCUAUUGUGCCUUGGGCAAAUUCUUUAAAGAAAGAGAAGAAUAUAGAGAUGUGGAAAUGUACCCGGGAAUUCUUAAGAGAACAUCCACAUGAGGGAAAGGUAGAAGAUGCCUUGAACGCCAGUUUUGUUUCUUUAAAUAAUUGUACAAAGUUGGUAUUCCUCGACAUAGCGUGCUUUUUUAGUAGAAAGGAUGAGAAGAUUCCCUCUUACAUGUGGGAGGCUUGUCGUUGCUUUCCUCCUAAAGCAAUAAAAGAACUUCGCAACAUGCAUUUCUUGGAAGAUGGAGAAAAUAAUGAAUUGAGAAUGCACAGACUGGUAAGAGACUUCGGCAGGAAGCAUGUCGAGAGGAACAGUCUUCGAGAGCGCUGCAGGAUUUGGAAUUUCAGUGAUGCACGUGUCAUUUUAGAGGACGGUCUGCCUAAUGCACACGUCGAAGGCAUUAGUCUCCCAGUUGGAGAGGCUGGUACCGUUCGUUUUACAUGUGAAGCACUUGGCAAAAAAUCGAAGUUGAGGUACCUCAGACUGGAUGGGGCUAACAUUGAGGGAACAGCUGAGAAUCUUCUUGUAAAUUUGAGGCACCUCAGACUGGAUGGGGCUAACAUUGAGGGAAACUCUGAGAAUCUUCUUCCAAAUUUGAGGUGGCUUGAUUGGCAAGAGUGCCGUUCCAUUCAUGAGCUACGUAAUAUGGAUAUGAAGAAGUUGGUCAUUCUCGAUCUGGCUAGAAGUCCAGUCACCACAUAUCCAGGAGUCUGGAGGCAAAUUAUGGAGAAGGUGAAGGAAUUGAAAGUCUUGAACCUACAAGGAUGUAAUCUGUUAAGGGCAUCGUGGGAGUCUUCAGCUUCAACUGAUUUGGAGAUGUUGAUAAUGGAAGAUUGUACUCGGUCACGUGCACUUGGUGCGUUCAUCAGUCAGCUGAAGCUCUUGAAAUCCUUGAAUUUGAGAAACUGCAAGGGAGUCCAGCAGUUGGUCCAACAACUGCACGGCAAGGAAUUUUUGACGGAACUUCUGAUUGACGGAACUGACAUCAAAGAAAUUCAUAUUGAGAAUGAUUCUUUGAAGAACCUUGAAGUACUUAGUGCUCGUGACUGUAUACAGUUGAUGGACAUAUUCCCAAUUGGCCACCUGACGAAACUCAGAAGACUUGCUCUGGAUGGUGCUAACAUUGAUUGGGUUCCAGAAACUUUCGAUUUUCCUCCGAAUCUUGAAAGACUUUCUCUAAGAAAGUGUGAGAAGUUGUGUGAACUUCCACCUUCCAUCGGGAAGCUAAAGCAGCUGGAGGAAAUGGACCUUUCAGACACUAGAAUCACGCAACUACCAAAGUCAGUCAAGGAUUUGAGUAAUUUGAAGAUGCUAAAGAUGGAACGCACCCCCCUACAAAAAUUUCCUAAAGAUAUUGUGAAGUUAGAGAAACUGGAAGAGAUAGAUUUCUCUGGCUGCACAAAUUUGGAGGCCCAAGAGAGUUGUGAUAUUUCAGGACUAUCCUCCUUGAGAAUUUUGAGAUUAUCGUCAUCCAUUGUGGCUGGGCUACCUCAGGGCAUUUGCGGUCUCCCUCUUCUCCGAACCCUUGACGUACAUAAAUGUGAACGACUUCAAGCACUACCGGAGUUGCCCUCCAGUUUGGUCACUCUCUGCUGGGGAUCCAAAAUUAUGGCAGACCCCAGAUUGACAAAUCUGACGAAUCUAAAAGAGCUAUGCUUGAAUGUUGAUGAGCAGAUACAAGCGGGGUCAUCGAAUCAGACCCCAAACAUGUGGUGGAUCAUGGAUUGACAAGGCUAGAGACCUUGGAAUUGUCCUUCAAAUGUCACCAAUCUCCCUGGGAUUUUCGUGGCCUUACCAAGCUCCGGAACUCACUUUAUCCUACAUGAAAGAGCUAGACCUCACACAACUUCCCUCCUCAAACUUAUGGAUUCUGCGUCUCAAACACUGCAAAAUUCCAGAGCUAAAAUUUUCUAGUCUGAAACAUCUGUCAGAACUAGAACUAGAGGACUGCGAUUUAGCACAGAUUGAUGGUCUCGAAGAUUUAAAGCUUUUGGAACUCCUGAAAGUUUUUCAUUGCAACCGAAUAAUAAACCUUAAUGGGCUCAAAGAUUUACGACGUCUCAGGAAGGUGCAAGUAUUCCCUUUUGAUGCUGACAGAUUUUCAGAAUUACGCGAAUGUGGAUGUGAAGUGGACACUUGUAUCCCGCCUUCUUCUCGGUCUGUGGCUGGAUAGUCUCUGUCCUGUACGAACUACCGUUGAACUUGUGAUUCUUCGACAUGACAUCUCUUAGUCUGAGAAACCGGGUGGCCACCUCUCUAAGGGCCACAAAAUACCCCAGGCAAAUUCUUCUCAUCAGGCGAUUGUCAGUGGCAUCAAGAAUCUUGCAUCGAAGCCAUUGCCGAAGCCUUAGGAUGCAUCAUCCAAAGGCCAUCCGCUGCCUCUCAGCUCUUCAAUCACGAAGAAAGAGAAGACGAAGAAGAAAAAACAAGAUGUAGCAUCCGUGUGCAACGUUGCGAGGACUUCACGGACGUGAACCAUCACGGGCCUUCACUAUUUUCAGCUCUGCUAGUGAGAUUCGUCCUCAACACCGCCUUCAAGUUUUGCUUUUAUUCGUUUCAGUUGAUCAAGUCAUCGGGUUCCGAAUCUCCAGGAGUUCAUUAUAGGAUGGCGAAGCGAAAAUGAUUUGAUGGAGAUCUAAUUAGAAGGAACUACAAGAGAGUGUGCUCGUGAUCGUGAAAUUGAGUAGGAUGAUUGCGAUGUUGAAAGAGAAAGAGGGAGAUGGGUCUUUGAAUUGAUCUGCUGCAUGGAAAGGAUACUUUUCAUCCAUCGUUCUCUUCUCCUCUUCUUAUUCCAUUUUCUUCCCUCUCGCACCUCUGAAUAGAAUCCGAGUUCAUGGUGAUGGGAAGCAUGCUCUGUAUUCAUCUAUACAUCUAUAAAUAAUAACAAAGCAUGGAGAACAGAGCUUUUUGUCGAGCCA